Molecule: messenger RNA, 1389 nt
Organism: Candida dubliniensis CD36
Lineage: Eukaryota; Fungi; Ascomycota; Pichiomycetes; Serinales; Debaryomycetaceae
Gene: FUM11
Product: fumarase
Exons: 1
Coding region: 1-1389 (462 amino acids)
Biological process (GO): tricarboxylic acid cycle; fumarate metabolic process; malate metabolic process
Cellular component (GO): mitochondrion; tricarboxylic acid cycle heteromeric enzyme complex
Molecular function (GO): fumarate hydratase activity
Source: RefSeq, a predicted model, not a curated record
AUGUCACGUAUUGAAUCUGAUGCUUUUGGCGAAAUCUCAGUGCCGGCUGAUAAAUAUUGGGGUGCUCAAACCCAAAGAUCUUUGGGUAAUUUCGAGAUUGGUGAUACUAAAAUGCCAAUUCCAAUUAUUAAAGCUUUCGGGACCUUGAAAAAAGCUGCAGCCAUCGUUAAUGAAAAAAUGGGUUCCUUGGACCCCAAAUUGUCAGCUGCCAUUCAAGAAGCUGCGUCAGAAGUAAUUGAAGGAAAAUUCAAUGACAAUUUCCCAUUGGUGGUUUAUCAAACUGGCUCUGGAACUCAAUCGAACAUGAAUGCCAAUGAGGUCAUCUCCAACCGUGCAAUUGAAAUCUUAGGUGGAGAAAAAGGUUCCAAAAAGCCUGUUCAUCCAAAUGACCAUUGCAAUAUGUCCCAAUCAUCUAAUGACACUUUCCCAACUGUCAUGCACAUUGCUGCUGUAAGUGAAGUUGAACAACAGUUAUUACCAAAAUUGAUUGCCUUGAGAGAUGCCUUUGAAGCCAAAUCAAAAGAAUUUAGUGACAUCAUUAAAAUCGGUAGAACUCAUUUGCAAGAUGCUACUCCAUUGACAUUAGGUCAAGAGUUUUCUGGUUACGUUCAACAAUUGACCUUUGGGAUUGAAAGGAUUAAGCUGACUUUGCCAAGAUUAUCGAAUUUAGCACAAGGUGGUACUGCUGUAGGAACAGGUUUAAACACCAAGAAGGGGUUUGAUGUUAAAAUUGCUGAGGAAAUAUCUAAUUUAACUGGGUCGCAAUACCACACUGCUCCAAACAAGUUUGAAGCAUUAGCUGCACAUGAUGCCAUUGUUGAAACUUCGGGUGCUUUGAACACUUUGGCUGUUUCAUUAUACAAAAUUGCUAAUGAUAUCAGAUACUUGGGUUCUGGUCCAAGAUGUGGUUAUGGCGAAUUAUCUUUACCCGAAAAUGAACCAGGAAGUCUGAUUAUGCCUGGAAAAGUUAAUCCAACCCAGUGUGAAGCCAUGACUAUGGUUUGUGCACAAGUAAUGGGGAACAAUACUACAAUCACCUUUUCAGGAGCUCUGGGUCAAUUUGAAUUGAAUGUAUUCAAACCAGUGAUGGCAUAUAACUUAUUAAAUUCUAUUAGAUUGUUAGGUGAUGCUUGUCAGUCAUUCAGAUUGCACUGUGUUGAAAGUAUUAAAGCCAACAAGGAAAAGAUUGAUAAGGUGUUGAAUGAAUCUUUGAUGUUAGUUACUGCUUUAAACCCGAAAAUUGGAUAUGAUAAUGCUUCAAAGGCAGCUAAGAAUGCCCAUAAAAAGGGUAUUACCCUAAAAGAAUCCUGCUUGGAGUUAGGAUUAUUAACCUCGGAAGAGUUUGACGAAUGGGUCAGACCAGAGAAGAUGAUUGGUCCAAAAGAUUAG